Molecule: messenger RNA, 3374 nt
Organism: Closterium sp. NIES-67
Lineage: Eukaryota; Viridiplantae; Streptophyta; Zygnematophyceae; Desmidiales; Closteriaceae
Source: the annotation of a GenBank genome assembly
UCCCUCUCUCCCCUCUCGUCCAGCUCUCGCAAAGAGCUCCUGACCAUCAGAUUUUUGUGCCAGAAUUCCUAUCGAACAACGCCGCCGUUUCCCCUCCCGACCGUCUUCCAGGUCGCCGCUCUGUCCAUGCAUCCACUCGUCCAGGCGUCCACUCCAUUCUUGAGGCGCCUCAAAACAAGAUUCCACGUCCCGACAACUCUCGUGGCAGUAGGCGGACUGCCUUGGCGAGUCAUCUACGUCCAGACGCGCCAGGUUGAAGAGCCGCCCGCGAGUCGGCGGCAUGCGAUGCUCUCUGCUCGGUCGCAAGCUCGGCGCGCUGCAUCGCGGCAAUCGCGCCGGCGAUGGCUCCUCGGCGUCGCCGUGAUGCUCCUGAUGGGGACGAGCCUCCAGGUGCUCUCUAACCGCUGGUAGCUUCACCCGCUCUCACCGAGAGGAUUUUCUAGAAUUCUCAAGAGCACUUUUAGUGUUCUUUCACGGCUCAUGGGCGUGGGUAAUAGCAAGCUUUAGCCGUACGGGGUAGCAUGCUUUCCAAUCGAGGUGGCUUAAGCCGUACGGGGCAGCAUGCUUUCCAAUCGCGCUCAGUGCGCCAGCUGCGUGGCACAGGCAGUGCCGUUUCCCCCCUCUGUCACCCCUCUUUCCCCCCUCUUUCACCCCUCUGUGCUCAUCCGCCAACCCUCAUCUCUCCGCUUCAUCUCUCCUCCGCUCACCCUUGCUCCCGCGCCGCCCGGCGGCAUUCCCCCCCGUCUGCCAUGGUUUGGCACAUUUCCCCCUUCCCCCACCCUCCUGUCGUCUGCCCUUCUCCCCUGGACCCUCCCCGCACAACCAACUCGUCCCCAGAUGGCCUCGUCUCUCCCCCCCGCUGCCUUCCUCCCGCUGCUGGACCCGGCCUUUCCUGCCGACCUCUGUGGCUCGUGGGCCGUCGACUACGCGGCCCUGCACUCCCGCAUGCGCGCUGCUAGCGCCGCUCAACAUGCCGCCGCCGCUGCUGCUGCUGCUGCUGCUGCUGCUGGUGCUGGUGGGGGUGGGGGUGGGGGUGGGGGUGGUGGUGGGGGUGGGGGUGGUGGUGGGGGUGGGGGUGGGGGUGGUGGUGGGGGUGGGGGUGGUGGUGGGGGUGCAAGUACUGGUGCCACUGCAUCCAGUGCAGCAGCAGCAGCAGCAGCAGCACCGCUGUCGUUCCCACCUCCUCCCACCAACUCCUCCUCCCCUCCCACCUCCUCUCCUUCCCCCCCCCUCCGCUUCCUCACCUACGAUUGGCUCGACCAGUGCGGGGGCCUCGGUGACUCACUCGUGGGCCUCGCCACGUCAUUCGCUGUCGCGCUGUUGGACAACCGCGCCUUCCUUAUCCGCCACGCGUGCCUCCCCUGGGCCUUCCAGCCCGCCCUGGUGGACUGGACCCUAUCCUCUGAUAUCCCCCUCUCCCCCGCCCCGCCCAUCCCCCGCGAUAAGCUAUCGGAGAAGAAGCACUGGGAGGAAUGGCAGGGGGAGGUUCAACCGGGGGAGGUGGUACUGCUAGAUCUGCUGAAUCGGAACGCGAAUCCUGAUUGGUUCUUUCUGGGUGGCAAAGAGGGCGGCAAGGCGGGCGGCAAGGGGGGCGGCUUGUCUCAGAACGCAGUGAAUGUACGGGUGAGGUGGAAUCGCGGCAUGCUGACUAGGAUGCUUGCGGGCCCGUGGACGGGGGGGAGGGCGAGGCGGUUACACGAGAUGGGCCUGCGGUUACCGUACGCUUUCGGAUGCAUCCUGAGAUUCCUGUUCAAGCCAAACCCGGAGGUAUGGGAGCGAGUGCAGGCAGUGCAGCAGCAGCUGGUGGCAGGCUCGGCAGCAGGUUCGGGUGCCGGACCUCUCGUAACCGUCGGAUUGCAUGUCCGGCUUCCAGAUGCUGAUGUGGCAUGGCAGGAGAGGGCGAGGCAGGAGGAGACGCAAGGGGAGGGUAAUGCCACAACAGGGAAUGUUGCAGCAGGGAAUGUGACUUUAGCGAAUGUGACACUGGGUACUGAGGAGGAGACAGCGUUGCUCAAAGGAGUGUGGAAGUGGGUGGCGUGUGCCGAGGCCAUAGAGCAGUUCUGGCUGCCCCCGUCCCUCUCGGUGCGAUGGCUGCUCGUCACCAACUCUGCCCGACUUAAGCUGGCGCUCAAGGGGAAAUACCCUGACAAGGUGGUGACAUCUUGCAUCAUGCCACGUCACUCCAACCUCCUCCAUACAAGCCAACUCGAUAUGGUCCCAGUCCGGAAGCUGGCAGAGUGGCCGGCGGGUUCACCCUCUACAUCCGUUCGUGCUGUGCCCACACCCAGCAACAGCAGCGCCGAAUCUGAGCCGUUGAUACAGGUUACCUGUGAGCCGUUGAUUGGUUGUGGACACCCAAUAGGGCCUACAUCACUGACAGCAGGAAGAAAGCUCAUGGAAACCGAUGCAGGAGCUGCACCCGUGGCAGCAGCAGCGGGAGCAGCAGCAGCAGCAGCAGCAGCAGCGCCAGCAGGAGCACCAUCGUCAGCAGGCACUGCUGAGUGGGACAGCAGGGAGGCGUUUCUGGACAUUGUGGCUGACUGGCUGCUGCUGGCGGGGUGCAACACCCACGUGCUCUCCCAGUCGGGCUACUCCGCCACCGCCGCGUUCUACUCGCUGCGGCCCUUCGCGGCUUUCAUGCCCGACAAGUGUGUUCCGGAGGCUCCCAUGCACGCUGACCUGCUCGGGAGGCUGCGCAGCGGCGUGUAAUGCAGCGGCUUAUUGGCAGGCUGCAAUGCUGACAUGCUCUCCGAGUCUGGACAUUUGAGGCGCCUCAAAAACAACGGCAACGCACUCUCCUAGUCUGGAUGCUCCGCCACUGCUGCUGCUGCCGUCUAUGCCCUGUGUGCGGCCCGUCACCACUUACAUGCCUGACAAGAGCGUUUUGGAGGCUCCCAUGCACGCUGACCUGCUCGGGAGGCUGUGCAGCGGCGUGUAGUGUGUAUGUAGGUGGUGUCUUAUUGCUGUCGGGGUGCAACACCCACGUGCUCUCGCACUCUGGCUGCUUUGCCACUGCCGCUACUUGUGCUCUCAUCACUGUGCCCCUUUGUGUCCUACAAGCCUUAUAAGUGCGUGCCUUACAUCCCCAUACAUGUUGAUUUGGUAGGCUGUGCAAUGGUGUAUGGUGCAUGCAAGCGCCUCUGUAGUGCUUGGUGAUCGCUCCCUCAGUCUGGGUCACCUCAGUCUGUGCGUAGGGUCUGGUCACUCCAGCACUGCUGCCGCCUACUCCCUGUGGCCCAUGCCCAUCGCCUCGUAUGGCACAUGCCUGCCUGGCAAAUGUGUGCUAAAGAGCGAAGGAGCUUCUUGCAAGCUGACCUGAUGGGGAGGCUGCACAGCGGCGUGUAAUUGUGUUGUGUGUGUGGUGCAUGACGACC